AUGGACUCACAAGUGGCAGACAAUGAUUUAUUGGCAGCAGCUAAAACGGCAAGCUCCUUCAAUGAUAAGUUAGAGCAUGAAGUCAGAGUGGCUGCUGAUUUAGAACCUGUUCCACAUUUGGGAGAGUACCCAACUAAAUUAAAAAUGGAUCCUAGUAGAGAUCCACCAUCGCCUAAUGCUGCAUCAAAAUUAGAAGAAAAAAUAUAACAAAUGAAAUAAGUAGUGGCUGAAGAAUCAGUAUUUAAAGUUGGUUGGCAGGAUGAUGACAAGUUGUACAACAAAAUUAUCGAGCAUCUCAUUGAAUUAGAUCCAGAAGAAUAACCAGACUUUCUAUUACAAAUCUUAAAAAACGAAAUGCGUUCAAACAGAACUCGAGUUGUCUAAAGGUUGAAAGAUAUAUUGGCUAUGAUCAUGGAUGAAACCAUCCCUAUUCCACUCGAAAAACUCUACGAAGUAUGCAUUAGAGCCAAUAUGGAGAUGGAAGUUGAAGAAGUGUUUUUAGAAGAACUCAACAUUUCCCUUGAUCCCAUAAGAAAUGGAGAGAUUGGGGAAGCUGAGUAAUUGGUUGAAGAAUUGCAAGAACUAGAAUAAUUAGAGGAUGAGCAGAUUCAACAUCAAGAAUAAAUAUCUGUACCAAUCGAAUUUCAAAUUGUUUUGAGAAAGGAACCUAAAUUUAAGACUGAUAAUAAAUUGAAUCCAAUUGAGACAAGAUCAGUUAAUUAAGUGCAUAUCCUAAAUGACUAAGAAAUUCAAGAUCAUAAUAAGCAAAAAAUUAAAUAGUAUACAAUGAGAUUAGAUGAUUUUUUCAUUUCCCAUCAAGGAGAAGAAAAUGUAGAAUAACCAGAAGAAUAAUAAUAAGAAUAAUAGGAAGGAGCAGAUUAAGAAUAGUAAGAAGGUGAUUUAGAAUAAUAAGAAGGUGAUUAAGGGGGUGAUUAAGAAUAAAUAGAGGGAGAUUAAGAAUAAAUAGAAGGAGAUUAAGAAUAAAUAGAGGGUGAUUAAGAAUAAAUAGAAGGUGAUUAAGAAUAAAUAGAGGGAGAUUAAGAAUAAAUAGAAGGAGAUUAAGAAUAAAUAGAGGGUGAUUAAGAAUAAAUAGAAGGUGAUUAAGAAUAAAUAGAGGGAGAUUAAGAAUAAAUAGAAGGUGAUUAAGAAUAAGUUGAAGAUAAUUAAUAAAUUGAUGAGCAAAUAGCAACAGAAUAAGAAAUUUAAUUUGAACCUGGACCUAGAGAAUUAUUUAGAAAUCCAUAAAUACCUUUCGAUCCAAUUGAAGAAAUCAUUCAAAACGGUGGAUUUAUCCCUCAUGAAUUUAUGAAUCCUCAACAUAGAGAUGAUAUUUAUGUAAACGACCAUCAAUAUAUUCCUCUCACUCCAGAAGAAAUGGUCUACUAAAAUAAACCUAUUAUUCCACACGAAAUCUUCAAUCCAAUUAAUGAAGACGAUAAGUAUAAUACCUAUGGCAAUAAAAAAAUAAAUAAGGACCCUUAUUUUCAUUACAAUCAAGGAGCCCAACAGAAUUCAACCGAGAGAUAACCUGAUGUAGCCCAAUCAAUAAAUAUUGUGCAAGGAGAUGCUGAAAUGUAAUCAAUCAACAUUGUUCUUGACCCAGUUUAAAUGCAAUCAAUAAACAUUAACUUCGAUGAAACUUAGGCUGAAUAAUACAAAUAAUAAUAACUCUAUCACAAAUACAGAAACCAAAAGCACUUUAUCAAUCGUGAUAGCUUCCAUUAUCCCAAUGACCCUCAGUAUCCGAAUAUUCACACUGUUCAAGAUCACACAAGAUCCCCAUACUAUUACCAAGGUUAUUACACAGGGGAAGUGCCUCCACAUCCAUACUAAGUGUACGAGCCUCCUUAAGAAGAACCAAUCCAAGAAAUUGUCAAUGAAGAAAUUGUUUAAGAAAUAAUCAACGAAGAAAUAGUGCCUCCUGAAGAAGCAAAUUUAGAGAGUCCUCCAGAAGAAGGGGCUACAGAAAUACAACCUGAAGAGGGUGCUGGAGAUGCACCACCAGAAGAAGGAGGAGGAGGAGGGGAAGCUGUUCCAGAAGAUGUAGCUGGAGAAGCUAUACCUGAAGAAGCAGUUGGUGAAGCAAAAGCUGAAGAAAACAUUGAAGCCAAGGGGGAGGAUGGCACAGAUGGUACAACCCCUGAAGAAGGUGCCAUUGAAGAUGGAAAUGUUCAAUAAGAAGAAGCUACAUAGUAAGAAGCUGCUCCAGAAGAAACACUUCAAGAAGGAGGAGGUGGAGAAGAAAUUAAGGAAGCUGAACCUGUCGAAGAUCAGUAAUAGGAGUAAGAAUAAGCCGGAAAUGAAGUACCAGCAGAUAAUGCAGAAGUGACAGAUUAGGUUAUUUAAGAAGAUCCACUACCUUAAGAGUAUGAACCUUGGAUAAAUUGGGAGGAUGUACCUGAUGAAGAGAUCGAAUAUUUAAUUAGUCGAUUGAUUGAUCCUAGGUUUUAUGAUCCUCAUCAUCCAGAUUACAACCCAUAAGAUCCCAGAAAUAUUGUUUUCACUUCAACUCAUUUACAAAGAUCAUAGGUGUAUUUAUAAAUGAAAAACCCUUUAUUUUAUUUACCUGGCUAGGGUCCAUAUGCUAAAUUGAAAUCAUGCAACACACCAGAAGACUUGCUAGAUCAAAUCACACCCGAGGAUCUUCAUUCAUUGGUCAAUGAAUGGAAGAAGAGAACUCAGCAUUACGAUAAUAUUUCAGAUGCUGAAUACAGAACAAGACACUAAUAAUAAUCAUAAUAAUAAUCCUCCAUAUAUCGUCCUUUUCAGGAGUCCUCAACUUUAGAUCAAGCUCCAAUUGAUCAACAAGAAUUUCAACCAGGAGAAGUGCCUAAGUAAAGGAAGAGUUCUGAUACUGUGCCAUAUGAAUUUGCAGACGAAGAUUUUAUAACACCAAGAGACAUUGGUAAAUUUGGCAGGAAGAAACCUUUUCAAAUGUAAGGAUUAGAUCCCAAUGAUCCAAGAUCGAUCCCUAACUUUAAUCCAGAUAAAUCAAAUUAUUUUGGCAAUAAUGAAUAUGUUGAUGAGAAUCCUAUUCUUAAAGUAAUUUAGGGCAACAAAAUGUAAUAGGAGGAAAGAGGAGACUAUUAAUAGAUGUAUCCUGAUGAGUUUCAUCGUCCUCCAGAUUUUGAUGAUGAUAGAUCCUAUAGAACUGGCAGAGAUGGAAAAGUAUAUCAACACAAUCAUAGAGGAGAUUGGCAUGACGAAGAUUACUAUGAUGAAUAUGAUGACUAUUACGAUUAUUAUGAAGAUCGAGAUGGUGAUGGAAUCCCAGAUGUAUUUGAAUACGAAGAUGAAUAUCCGCCGUAUUAUGAAAGAAGAUAGCCAUAUGCAGAUGAAUACGAUAGGAGAAGAUAAAGUCAUUAUGGUGGAAGAAGGCAUGGGGAUUAUGAAGGCAGAGGAUAUAAUGAUUAUGAUGAUUACGAACAUUUUAGAGGACAUGAUGGUUAUGAUAAAGGAAGAAGAAAUAAAUACGGAAGAAGAGGAGGAUAUGAUGACUAUAAUUCAAGAGGGCCGAGAAGGCCGCAUGGUAGAAGGUACGAGUUGGGGGAUUAUGAAGAUUUAGAAUAGGAUAAAAUUGGAAGAGAAUUAAACAGAUCGAAAAGAGAUAUAGGUAAGAAAACUAAGUACUAGAAGGGUGAUGACACAUAGCCUAGAAUAGAAGAAUUCCAUAUUUAUCAUGAUCUAGAUUAGUAUUCUUAAACCAGGAAUAUUAAUGAUAAAAGAAGUAGGGAAGAAAAAGCUAUGCAAGAUCCAAAAUAUCAUCCAGGAAAUAUCAAUGGAGUACCAAGGAUUAGAGAUACAAAUAGAGAUACAACUAGAGAUUUCGAUGAUUAUUCUAGAAAAGGCAAACCAGAGGAUAAAGAUGAAAUGGAAAGUUCUGGCCUUGCAUUUGCUAAUUCUUUAAAAGAAUAAGGAAGAUAGAAAAGAAAUAAAAAAUUAUCAGAUGAGAAGUUGAAAUAAAUGGGAUUAAAGAGUCCUAAGAAAUAAAAGAAAAAUCAGAAUUAAAAGAAGAAAAAGAAGAAUGAAGAAGGUGAUGAAUAGACAAACAAUUAAAAUUAAUAACAAAAUGAAGAAUAAUAAUAAUAACAAUAGUAAUAAUAAGAAUAAUAAGAAUAAUAAUAAUAAUAACAAUAAGAUUAAGAUUAAUAGUAGAAUAAAUAAUCGUAAUAUAAAGUAUAAGCAUUAGCGGCUAAUAAAUAGAAUAAUGUAAAUAGUAGUGAUUCACUUGUUAAACCUUAAAAUAAAAAGACUACUUAGAAGGAAAUGUCAAAAGCUAAUGAAAUUGAAGAACCAGAUCUCAAACAUUAAGCGAGGAACAACGCAGAAAAAAGCGAUGAAAAUAAAGCUCUAGGGAAAAAUGAGGAGCCUCUGUUGAAUAAGAAUAAGAAAGCCAAAACUUUAUUACAAAUAUCAGAUGAAGAUUGUUCGCAUUUGGAUAGCAGAUCUAAGACUUAUACCUGUAUUUAAUGUAAUACUCAAAAAUCUUAUCAUUUGAAUGAUGACACCUGGUAUUUAAUCGGUUUAGCUUAAGGAUACAAAAAGGAAUUCAACACUGUAUUUAAGUUGAUCAAGGAACUCAUCAAUCCCCAACAACUCUAUACUAGUUUUGGAAAUAAUAAUAAAAUCUGUUUUAGCAGUUAAGAGAAGUAAAUUAUUAAUUUAGACAAAAUCAUAACCAUAUUUUAAGGGAAAAAAGUGACUAAUACUUUAAUUAAGUUGCCUGAAAACCUAUUAAUGUCAUAUUUCUAAUUAUCAUUCAGUAACCAAGAGUUUUCUGAUUUUGAAUUGGAAAUUGAUGACAACAGCAUUCAAAUUGAUAAGGCUGGAGUCACAGUAUCUAAGAUAAAUAUUAUCUGGCAGGCACUUUAAGUGUAAUUAGGAUAUCAAGGCAUAAUUCAUUUGAAUAGAACUGAGAGAAAAUUUGACUACAGGUAAAUAAUUAGCGAGGAUUGCACAAAUGAGAAUCUUAGAAUCUAUCUACACUUUCCUCACGAUUAUCAAUUUUCAGUUUAAAUGAUCAAGCAAAUAUUUAAUCAAUAAUAUAUAGAACUUUAUGAAUAAUACUUAUUGUAAUAGAUAGAUUAGAAAGAUAGAUGGGUUGUAGUGUAAUUCAAAUCAAGAUAAUGUGAAGAAUCAAGUGAGUAUGGCAUAUCACUUUAAUAAUGA
Molecule: messenger RNA, 5169 nt
Organism: Paramecium tetraurelia
Lineage: Eukaryota; Ciliophora; Oligohymenophorea; Peniculida; Parameciidae
Exons: 2
Molecular function (GO): microtubule binding
Source: RefSeq, a predicted model, not a curated record